Entrophospora sp. SA101 is the source of this 339-nucleotide messenger RNA. Lineage: Eukaryota; Fungi; Glomeromycota; Glomeromycetes; Entrophosporales; Entrophosporaceae. The record is from the annotation of a GenBank genome assembly.
AUGGCAACAAACAGUAUAAGUAAAACACAAAUUUUACAUCUGUAUAGAUCACUACUUAAAGCCAGUAAAAAUUUUUCAAGUUAUAAUUUUCGAGAUUAUUUUUAUCGACAUACCAGAGAUAGUUUUCACAAAAAUAAAUUUGAAACUAGUCCACAUAAGAUUUUGGAGUUUAUAAAGAAAUCAGAGAAUGAAUUGGCAACAUUAAAACGACAAAGCUAUCUAAGUAGCCUUUAUAGUGGAGAAAAAUUGGUUAUUGAAGGAGAUGGUGAUAGUAAUAAAUUGUUAAAAGAUGAGACUGCUAAGACUGGUGUAAUCAAAUAUUUUUAUCCCGGUCAUUAA